This is a messenger RNA of Etheostoma spectabile (orangethroat darter), 2897 nucleotides long. RefSeq names its product apoptosis inducing factor mitochondria associated 4 (gene aifm4). Gene Ontology annotation, molecular function: oxidoreductase activity, acting on NAD(P)H; 2 iron, 2 sulfur cluster binding. Bases 136 to 1740 code for a protein of 534 amino acids. The transcript is spliced from 19 exons. Lineage: Eukaryota; Metazoa; Chordata; Actinopteri; Perciformes; Percidae. The record is from RefSeq and is a predicted model, not a curated record. Gene Ontology annotation, cellular component: cytoplasm.
UGGCUGUCACGCGGGCAGUUCUCCUGCGCGUGCGCUGGCUCCUAACGACCCGGUUUGUCUGUUCCUACGGAAAACACUGUCGAGGAUCCACGGCGGACGCAUUAUUUCUGACUGUUGUAGCGGAAGAAAACAGUAAUGCAUCAGGUCCAAGAUGAGAAUCAGGAGCAGGUGACUGGGAUGGUAUGUCAGGAGGCUGACCUGAAAGAUGGACAGAUGAAGGAAGUGACCGUGGGGGGUGAGAAGGUGUUGCUUGUCCGUACUCAGGGUCAGUACAGUGCUGUUGGAAGCCAGUGCUCUCACUACAAUGCUCCUCUUGUCAAAGGAGCACUUGUUGGUGACAGAGUGAGAUGUCCCUUUCAUGGGGCAUGUUUUAAUGUCAGAACUGGAGAUAUCGAAGAGUUUCCAGGUCUGGACUGUCUGCCUAGUUAUAAGGUAAAAGUUGAGGAUGGCAAGGUGUAUGUUUCCAUCAACAAAAACUCUCUGAAGUUGAAGAAGCGGGUGAAGGAGAUGUGCAACAUGGUGCCAGACAUUAAACACACCAUCCUUCUGAUUGGAGGAGGCCCUGCCUCCCUGGUUUGUGCUGAAACACUGAGGCAGAACUGCUACCAAGGUCGAAUCAUUAUGGUAACCAGAGACAACCUUCCCCCGUUUGACAAGACCAAACUGAGUAAGGCUAUGGAUCUGGACAGCAGCAGCAUCCUCCUCCGACCAAGUGACUUCUAUCAACAGUAUGGGAUUGAGGUGUGGACACAGAAGGAGGUGGUGUCGGUGAACCCGGCUGAUAAGGUGGUGAAGUUGGGUGACGGCACUUUGCAGCAUUAUGACCAGCUUCUGAUCUCAACUGGUUGUAGAGCGCGGCCGCUCGACUGUCCCGGUUGGGACCUGAAGGGAGUAAAGUUGCUGCAGAGAUAUGAAGACGCAAAAGAGAUUCACAACUCCUGUCUGGGCCAGAAAGCUGUUGUGAUUGGAGCUUCUUUUAUAGGUAUGGAGGUGGCAUCCUACUUAUCAGGCAAAGCUGCCAGUGUGGCCGUGGUUGGCACUUCCAAAUACCCGUAUGAGCGAUCUCUGGGGCCGGAGAUCGGCAAAAUGUGUAUGAAAAUGUUGGAGGAAGAAAAUGUAAAGUUCUACAUGAAUGAUGGAGUCACUGAGAUCCAAGGGGAGAAUGGCAAGGUGAAGUUGGUGGUUCUGAAGAGUGGGAAAGUCCUGGAAGCUGAUGUGGUAAUUGCUGGAAUUGGUGUAAUCCCCAAUUCAGACUUCUUGGCAGGAAGCAAGUUGGAAGUGGAUUCAAGGAAAGCAGUGAUUGUUGACAAGUUCAUGAGGACCAAUAUACCAGAUAUUUUUAGUGCUGGAGAUGUUGCCUCUUUCCCUCUGACCAUUCGUGGAGACCAAAGGGUCAACGUGGGCCACUGGCAAAUAUCCCAAGCUCAAGGAAGAGUAGCUGCCCUGAACAUGCUGAAGACACCCACCAAAUGUGAUUCUGUUCCUUUCUUCUGGACUGUUUUACUUGGAAAGAGCAUCCGAUACACAGGCUACGGAGAAGGAUUCACAGAAAUCAUAUUCAAAGGCAAAGUGGAAGAAAGGAAGUUCCUGGCGUUUUACAUAAAAGACGAGGUGGUGGUUGCUGCGGCCAGCCUGAUGUUUGACCCUGCUGUGGCUCAUCUUGCAGAGCUGAUGGCUGCUGGCCAGGUCUUAACAAAGGCACAGGCUCAGGCUGAUGACCUGAGCUGGCUGCAGAUGUAACCAGAUGUGUGCUGUAUCCGGGAGUUAACACCUCUUAGUGGCGAAGGACGUCAUCUUUUCUUUUUAUUGUUCCUCCAUCUUCCAAUUAGUGCAAAAUUUGAUUGCUCCAUUUACUGCCUCAGGGCGUCUGAAAGCCAAUCAGACCUCUUCUCUUAUGCAGAGCACUGUUACCAUAGCAACAUGCAAAGCUUUAUGCACUUAGUGCAAUGUGAAUAAUCUGAGCUCUGUGUAAGGGGCACAACAGUUUGGAUGAGACAGCAGUUUGACCUGUAUUCAUUCCAAGUUUUAACUACGGCUGUACUAAAAGUGGGUCAUCCUGAUCUUAAUAGUCAGUCUCUGGUUAAUAUAAGCUACUCAAUUUAAAUAUAUCCAAACAUUUUUGUGAACUUGAAAUAAACAUUAAUUUACUAGUAUUUUGUAGUAGUCAUUGUAAAAUAAUAAUAGUAAUUUUAACCACUUCAAACAUUCAGAAAAUACACACCACUCCACUUGUCUUAGUUAAAAUAUAUUUCUGAGUGACUUAAUGAGUCAAAAAUCUAAAAUACAAAGGUCAGUUUAAAUGCUGCACUCACCAGAUAUGGUGAAGCACAUGUUUAUAAACAGAUGAAUUUGAAUUUUCUUUAAAACUUUUAUUGUUAAUACCAGUUUAAUUUUUAAUGCAAUGCUUAAAUCAAUCAUACAUGUUUACAGCAGACAUUUAAAUUGUUUAGUCUUUAUCGUACAACUUGAAAUUUAAAUCCACAUGAAGAGAAUAUGAAAGCCUGACCUUUUACUUACUUAAAAUUAAGCGCUGGAUCCUUAGUGGUCCAUAACUAAAGCUCAGUUAUUUAACGGAUCUGUUCGAGAGUUUCAACACCACGGGUUGUCCACAUCAUCCUCACUGUUGUCAGCCUGAGAAUGUGUUUUCUAUCAGGAUACUUCUCCUGAAAUGGUUUGUUACAUUGACUACAAUUGGUACAAUGGUGUAAUCUUCAGAUGCAAUUGGAAAAUGUCAUAUCGUCAAACACUUAAGAGAGUGAUUGUUAUGUUUUUGAAUUUGUAUUUCAGCUUUUGUUAUUCAUUACUGGUUUGAGUCUGUGCCCCCGUUUCUGUCAAACUGGCCUUUUUGUGCUCUUGUGAGUUUAACAUUUUAUAAACCACCCAUUACCUGCAAGCAG